AUGCCGCAAAGGCUGCAGUUUCCAGUGAGUUCACUGAGUGCCGCUGUUGGCCAGAGCAGAGGCAGAGCUGAAACCGAGAUCCUUUUAUUGGAACUUCCUGCUGGGCGAUUCUAUGCUCAGUCGCCCGACUUACAUCCCAGAGAAGAGCCAGUAUUCGCUUCCUGGGCACUUCCAGAGCCAAUCCGCUAUUCUAUUCCAGAAGAAAUGGUGAAAGGGUCUGUGGUUGGGAAUCUCUCCAAGCAUCUAGGGUUGGAGUUCCGUGAUUUGCAGUCUCGGAAACUGCGGAUUAGUGGAGAAAGAGAAUACUUUGCUGUAAGCACAGAGACUGGGGAACUAGUGAUCAAAGAAAGAAUAGACCGAGAGCAGCUAUGCGGGAAAAAGCCUGUGUGUGUCCUCGAUUUUGAAACAGUUGCUGAAAAUCCACUAAAUUUUUUUCACAUAACUGUGGAGAUAGAGGAUAUUAAUGAUCAUUCGCCACAAUUCAGUCAAGAUACUUUUGAUUUGCAAAUCAGCGAGUCUACACUGCCAGGAGCUAGGUUUAUCCUAGUUUCAGCACAAGAUGCAGAUGUCGGCAGCAAUUCUCUGCGAGAAUACCAACUCAGUCCCAGCACUGACUUCUCACUAGUGAAUAGGCAUAAUAAAGAUGGCAAUAAAUAUCCAGAAUUGGUAUUGGAGAAGUCCCUAGAUCGGGAGACACAGAAUUCUCAUCAGUUGUUCCUGACUGCUGUGGAUGGUGGGGACCCUGCUCGAAGUAGCACGGCUCAGAUCCGUAUAAAUGUCACAGACGCUAACGAUAACGCCCCAGUGUUCAGCCAGGACGUUUACAGGGUCAGUCUUCCCGAGAAUCUUCCCCGGGGUUCCCCGGUGCUUAAGGUGACAGCCACCGACAAAGAUGAGCUGGUCAACGCAGAAAUCACCUUUUCUUUCCGAAGUACAGGUCAAGACUUCUGGUACGUAUUCGAUCUAGACGCUAAUAGCGGGGAGAUUACAACUGCAGAGAGUAUCGAUUUUGAAAAGAACAAAGACUACUCUUUAGUGUUGGAAGCUAGGGAUGGAGGUGGACUGGUUACACAGUGCACAAUUGAAAUUGAAGUUUUAGAUGUAAAUGACAAUGCCCCAGAGGUACUAUUACAAUCCAUACCCUCUGUAAUUCCAGAGGACAUUUUGCCCAGAACCGUGAUUGCAUUGAUCAAAACACGUGAUAAAGACUCUGGACACAAUGGAGAGGUUUCUUGUGAAAUAAAAGGUAAGGUCCCAUUUAAAAUAUUGUCUUCGUCAAAAAAUUCUUACAAGUUAAUGACAGAUGGACCCCUGGACAGAGAACGGAUUCCAGAAUAUAACAUCACAGUGAUUGCCACAGACAAAGGAAAUCCCUCUCUAUCCACCAGCAAAAUCCUCACGCUGGUUGUUGGCGACGUUAAUGAUAACCCUCCAGUUUUCCUACUCCCUUCUUAUGUCAUUUAUGUCCCAGAGAACAACCCCUCUGGAGCCUCUAUUGGUAGCGUCUCGGCCUCUGAUCCAGAUGUAGGGGAAAAUGGCCUGGUGUCCUAUUCCAUCGUCAGGAGUGACCUCGAUCUUGUGCCAGGAUCUUCCUAUGUGUCUGUCAGUGACCACAACGGGGACAUCUUUUCUCAACGCUCCUUCGACUAUGAGCAAGUCCGCACGUUCGAGGUGAUUCUUCAAGCCUGUGAUUCAGGAUCUCCAGCCCUCUGCACCAAUACCACCCUGCAAGUGUUUGUCUUGGAUGGAAAUGACAAUUCACCAAACAUCCUGUAUCCCACCUUGAGCCCAGACAGCUCAGUCCUCUUUGAUAUGGUCCCACGCUUGGCUGAACCAGGAUACCUGAUCACCAAGGUGGUGGCGGUAGAUGCAGAUUCGGGACACAACGCCUGGCUGGCCUACCACGUGCUGCAGGCUACGGAUCCGGGGCUCUUCAGCCUGGGGCUGCGCACGGGCGAAGUUCGGACUGCUAGGGCCUUAACUGGACGUGAUUCUGCCCGCCACAGACUGCUAGUUUCCGUGCAGGACGAUGGACAGCCCCCUCUCUCCGCCACUGUGGCUCUGCACCUGGUCUUUGCCGACAGCCUUCAGGAGGCGCUGCCAGAGAUGAGGGAGGAGCGCACUGAUACAUUAGAUCCUAACUCCGAGUUACAGUUUUACUUGGUAAUCGCUUUGGCUCUAGUCUCGGUGCUAUUUCUGGUCACGGUGAUUCUGGUCAUCGCACUGCGCCUUCGAAAAUCCUCCAAUCUCGACGAGUGGGGAUGUUUCCGGCCAAAUCUUUGCUCUAAGUCUGGAUCUGGCCCUCCCGCAAACUACAGCGAGGGUACUUUGCCUUAUUCCUACAAUCUCUGUGUGGCCACAGACCAGGGAAAGCCAGUGUUUAAUGUCCCCAAAUGCAAUGGUCCGCUAAACCCAGGACAGGAUCUCCUUUCCUUUGAUUCGUCUCGAUCUUCUUAUCCACCCUUUGGCAUCAGUGAUUCAGCUUCCUACCCAGUGAAACUAGAUAUGGUGAGCUUUCCUUUGAUUAUUUUUCAUUGA
Messenger RNA from Monodelphis domestica (gray short-tailed opossum), 2538 nucleotides. Lineage: Eukaryota; Metazoa; Chordata; Mammalia; Didelphimorphia; Didelphidae. The record is from RefSeq and is a predicted model, not a curated record.